UGUGUGUCUGCCGGCCUGUAUGUGUGUGUGUCUGUCUAUGUCUGUGUUUCUGUGUGUGUGUGUGUGUGUGUGCCCUGUGAUGUGGUGGCAUCCUGGCCAGAGUGAACCAGAGCCUGCGUAGAAUCAAGAUGCUGUAAAACUCCCGGGGUUGAUGACAAAAGCAAGGCUGGUUAAACAAAUAACAGCCACCUCCACCUGAAUUAAAUAAAUGCAAAAAACAAAACAAAAAAUCGAAAUCAAUGGCCUUCUCAAAUUUGUCUGAAUUUCUUCAUUUGCAUGAUCCUUCUUUAUCUUCUUUAUCUGCAUGAUCCUACACAAAUAUUGUUUUGAAUUGUGAACAAUUUUUAGUUAAAAAUUCUUGGAUUUUUUUCUGAAUUGAAUAAUGCAACCAAGUCCCUAAUAUUUAUUUAAUAUCUAUGGAAGCCUGUUUCUGCCACCGAGGAAAAAAAUUUCGAGAUAAUAAGUUGAAAUUUCGAGAUAAUAUCUCGAAAUAACGAGAUAACUAAGUCGAAAUUUCGACUUAAAUUUUAUAUAAUUUUUUUCCCCGGUAGCGGAAACGGGCUUCCAUAAAUAUCCCCAUUAUCCUGAAUAAGUGUGGUUUUCAUUGUCAUUUUUUAAAUUAAUUUCUUCAUUCCAAACAGUGUUACUCACACUGAAAAUGGAUGUAAAUCCUGUUAUUUGUAUUUGCUUAGCCACGUCUUCCAGCCCAGAAAUUUUUGAAUGUUUCGCCCCAGAUUUGCCUGCGCCGGGAAGCUUAUACUGUAUUUGGGUCUCUGCUCGACCAUGUCACCCUGUUUCUUGUGGCGACGAAUCUCAGUAGGGGAUAGGGUCCCAAACGCUGGAUCGCCGAGUCACCAUGAAGGUCGCCUUCGCUCCCGUCCUUGUUAUGGGUCUCUGCAUUACAGCCUCUUGCCUCGCCGCGGAAAAUGUCUUCAUCAGUAACAAGUUGCAUUGGCAGAAGGCCUUGAGCUACUGCCAAACUCACUACAGAGACCUAUCCUACGUUAGGAGCGAUGCUGAAGUGACUCAGCUUUUAAAUGUAAUGAACACUAAACAGAUGAGCUGGAUUGGGCUGAGUCGGCAUGGCUCGUCGUGGCAAUGGACAAACGGUGCACCAUUAACUUAUCAUAAUUGGGCACCAGGUCAGCCUCAUCAUGAUCACAACUGUGUAUCAACUGCAUCGGGCCUGUGGUACACUAAUGAUUGCAAUGCAAAUCAACCGUUUUACUGUGCUUGGAACACGAUGGUCGUGGUGGAGAACCCCAUGGCGUGGGAAGAAGCUCUGGAAUACUGCAGGAAUCACUACCAGGACCUGGUGAGCCUGGCGUCGAAGAUGGAGCUGACACUGGCCCUGCAGAAAGCCAGAAAUGUCCAGGGGAUGCAUUUCUGGACGGGCCUCCGCUUUCUGGACGACAGCUGGCUGUGGGUCGAUGGAGAGCCGCUGACGAAUGGAAGCUGGUCUGCAGAUCCGCUCCCCAAGUGCCCGGCGGAGCCUUUCCGCUGUGGGGCCCUGAGCACCACCACCGGCUCUCAGGAAGUCCGGUCCUGUGAGGAGCAGCUGAGCUACAUCUGCUACGUCGAGUGAUCCUACCCCAGGAGAGGAGAAACGUUACAUCUGAUAGAUGUUUAAUUCUUUUUCUGAUGCUCUUCUUCAGUAACUUGGACAUGAGUGAAGUGUAAAGCUAUGGAACUGAAUUUUUUUUAGCCUAACUGAGGUUAGAUACUGAGGUGAAUAGGGUCGUUUGGGCAGGGGAACAUCCCAAUGUUUUUGAUUUUGUGUUCUCCUGCAGUUCUGACCAAAAUGAUGCAGUAAUUUUGAGCAAGACAAUGAUCCAUGUAUAUGUUAAAUGUCUGGUUGCAUGUGUAAACAAAUUUGCAGAUUGAUGAUACCAUUGAAUUAUUGAUUAUUGGUUAUAUUAUUUGUGAUGGGUUAUGUUUGAUGUAUGUAUCUUUUUUAUCUUUUAUUAAAAGUUGUUUUAAAAACAUGAUCAUCUUAUCUGAGCAUCAUUUCACCCAGUAAGGUGGCCUGUGUUACUGAACCAAUGGCAGAAUU
Paramormyrops kingsleyae is the source of this 2053-nucleotide messenger RNA. The record is from RefSeq and is a predicted model, not a curated record. NCBI's taxonomy places the organism in Eukaryota, Metazoa, Chordata, Actinopteri, Osteoglossiformes, Mormyridae.